AUGUACAAGCAUGAGGAAGGGGCAUACAAGCAUGAGGAAGGGGUGUACAAGCAUGAGGAAGGGGUGUACAAACAUGAGGAAGGGGUGUACAAGCAUGAGGAAGGGGCGUACAAGCAUGAGGAAGGGGUGUACAAACAUGAGGAAGGGGUGUACAAGCAUGAGGAAGGGGCGUACAAGCAUGAGGAAGGGGUGUACAAGCAUGAGGAAGGGGCGUACAAGUAUGAGGAAGGGGCGUACAAGCAUGAGGAAGGGGUGUACAAACAUGAGGAAGGGGCGUACAAGCAUGAGGAAGGGGCGUACAAGCAUGAGAAAGGGGCGUACAAGCAUGAGGAAGGGGCGUACAAGCAUGAGGAAGGGGCGUACAAGUAUGAGGAAGGGGCGUACAAGCAUGAGGAAGGGGCGUACAAACAUGAGGAAGGGGCGUACAAGCAUGAGAAAGGGGCGUACAAGCAUGAGUAA
Pelobates cultripes (western spadefoot toad) is the source of this 459-nucleotide messenger RNA. The record is from the annotation of a GenBank genome assembly. NCBI's taxonomy places the organism in Eukaryota, Metazoa, Chordata, Amphibia, Anura, Pelobatidae.